This is a messenger RNA of Pelobates fuscus (common spadefoot toad), 1660 nucleotides long. Its product is annotated as actin-related protein 2/3 complex subunit 1A-A-like. Lineage: Eukaryota; Metazoa; Chordata; Amphibia; Anura; Pelobatidae. Gene Ontology annotation, biological process: Arp2/3 complex-mediated actin nucleation. Gene Ontology annotation, molecular function: actin filament binding. Gene Ontology annotation, cellular component: actin cytoskeleton; Arp2/3 protein complex. The transcript is spliced from 10 exons. Bases 132 to 1202 code for a protein of 356 amino acids. The record is from RefSeq and is a predicted model, not a curated record.
AUGCUGCAAGGAAUGUUUCUGAGCGUUUUAGCUGCCGCACCCAAUCUAGUUUAAAAUAUACAGCAGGAACACAGCAGAGAGUCACAUCGGAACUUUGCCUGUGAGUCAAGAUUCAUUAAUCUGAACACACAAUGUCCCUGUACAGUUUUGGGAUUGACCCCAUAUCUUGUCAUGCUUGGAACAAAGAUAGGACACAAAUUGCCAUUAGUCCCAAUAACCACGCAGUUCAAAUUUACCAGAAAGUGGACACUGAGUGGAAAAAAAUUCACGAACUCUCAGAACACAAUGGGAGGGUCACAGGCAUUGAUUGGGCGCCCAACUCUAACCGCAUCGUGACCUGCGCUGCGGACAGAAACGCUUAUGUGUGGUCGCUAAGAGAUGGAGUGUGGAAACCAACGCUAGUACUUCUGCGCAUUAACCGCGCCGCGACUUGCGUCAAGUGGUCACCGCAGGAGAACAAGAUUGCAGUAGGGAGCGGCUCCCAGACUAUCUCCAUCUGUUAUUUUGAGAAAGAAAAUGACUGGUGGCUGAGUAAGCACAUCAAAAAGUCAAUCAAGUCUACCAUACUAGGCCUAGCGUGGCACCCCAACAAUGUACUCCUUGCCGCGGGCAGCAGCGAUUUCCAGUGCAGAAUUUUUUCAGCAUAUGUGAAAGAAAUCGAAGACAAGCCAAGUGCAACACUGUGGGGUACAAAGAUGCCGUUUGGAGAGCUCUUGUAUGAAAGAGGGGAGAAAGGUGGUUGGGUGCACAGUGUUUGUUUCUCUCCGAGCGGGCAAUACCUCGCAUGGGUCGACCAUAACAGCUCAGUCAACGUGGCAGACUCAACGCAAGACAAAAUAUUGACUGAAAUGAAGACGGACUUGUUGCCCUUCCUGAGUGUGCUAUUUGUGAAUGAAACCCGGCUUGUCGCUGCUGGCCACAACUGCUCCCCCUAUCUCUUGUCGUACUAUGGUCCCGGACAGUUGGUGCUUGAGGGCAAACUCGACACUCAGAAGCAAAGUUCGAAAUCGGAAAUGUCUGCAAUGCAGCACUUCAGGAAUCUGGACAAGAAAGCUAAGGAACAAGACAACUCAGAGCUGGACACCCUUCAUCAGAACAGCAUCAGCCAUAUGUCUAUUGUGGAUGGAGACCCUGCCAACGUGACUAGCAUUAGCAGUACUGGGAAGGAUGGAGCUCUGGUUAUCUGGAGUACGAAGGUCUGAUGUGAAGCAAACCUUCUCUCCGGUAUGAGAUGCCAAGGAGACUCAUGACAAUUAGUAAGCGGAGAGGAUCUAUUCCAUAUAGGAGAAUUCCACAUUACUGCCAACUUCCGGAAGCCUUUGACAGAAGGGUCAUGGAAAGAGGCCAAUGUCCAGAACCACUGCCCCCAAAUUUGGGUCUGAAUUCCUGCUGUACAGUCAUAUUCACUUUAGAUUUGUAUUCAAAUAUGGCAUUUGAGCAGUGAAUGUGAAACAGUUCUUGUAAAUAGCAGGCUUUAUAUAGAGCAAUUCAUUCUGCAUUCCAUUAUUUAUAUGGGAUCUUUCCUUAUAAAUACAGUAGAAUGUUCUAGAACAGCAAAAUCCAGAAAAGUAGCUCUCUGACUGUAGGAGAACUACAAUUACCAUGAUACUUUUCCAGCCUAAAAUGUGACAAGUUUGCAAUAAACGAGUAUUAGUGGGGA